AUGGUGCUUAAGAAACAUGAACUUGAAGCCCAGCUCAAGACCGAAAAUGAAUUGAUCAAGAGUGGCGUCCUGCGGGAGGAAAACCCCAUCGACCAAUCUGUCGAAUUCGAGGCGUUUCUGCUAGCUUGCAGACGGGGUGACUUGAAAACGUGUCAAGAGUUGAUCUCAGCUGGGGUAAACAUCAAUGGCAAGGACCGCUUUGACUAUACGCCCUUGAUCAUUGCCAGUCUGUGUGGACAUCUGGAGCUAGUCCAACUCCUUCUAGAAUCCGGUGCCCUGGCGGAGAGGAAUACGUUCCAAGGAGAGCGAUGCAUCUACAAUGCGCUCAACGAUAGGAUACGAAACCUGCUGCUGGGAUACGACUACUCAAAAUCCACGGACCCCCUUCAGCCGUGGGCGGGACACAUCACCAGCCUGCUUACAAAGUCGGUGCCCAAGACCGCAGACAUCAGCUUGAUCGCGGCAUCUCAGUCUUUCGAGCUGCACAAGUUCAUCUUGGCGGCACGGACGCCGUAUUUCCGGAAGAAACUCACGGAGGCGCCUGAAACCACAACAUGGAAGCUUCCGACAACAUUUCCCGUAGAAUCGUUCCAAAUCGCACUGCGCUACUUGUAUCUGGGCGAAGUGCCCAGGGAUCUCGUCAACGCCCAGAGCACCGUGACGGAGGAAGAGGUCCUCACUGGCCUUGACAAGCUUAGCAAGCAGCUGGAGAUUCAAAAGCUGUGGGAGGCAAUCCUUGCCGGCAACGACCGCCGUCUUGCUCGCCAGCGGUAUCAGGAUGAGGUGGAACGCGCCCAGAGUCAGGUCGAGCAGUUCUAUCGGGAGAAGGUCCUGGGUCACAAAAUGGUCGUGGAGACGAAGAGGGUAAACGACAUAAAAUGGAAACACGACAACUCCAUCUUUGCCGACUGUCUCCUGUCUGCAAAUGAGCCCGAGAGUGAAGAUGCCUCGAAUGAGACCGACGAGACGGAAAGCGUAGCCAACCUCAACGGCAUCCCGCUCGGCCCCGUAACCAAUGGCGAAAAGGAGAAAAAGAAGCCCCGGCGUUCGGUAGUCUUCCCCGUGCACAAGGCGAUACUCAUCCGUAGCCCGUACUUUGAGACCAUGUUCUCCAGCGAGUUCAGGGAAGCCCAAGACUCGGAGCACUUACACGUCGUGACGGUAGACUGCACACCUGAGGUCCUCGAGAUCGUCCUCACCUUCCUCUACACCGAAAAAGUAGACUGUCCGCUCGAGCUCGCCCUGGAUCUGCUGUAUACCGCCGACAUCCUCUUCCUCGACAAGCUCAAGACCAAGGCGGCGCAGACCAUCAGUACCCUCGGCAGCGGAAACAGCAAUGUGCUCAUCGACCGUACGCACGGGGAAGGUCAGGCCGAGGAGAUAGAGCCCAUCAACAUCUACGACGUCAUCCACGCCGCCUGGGACCUGCGGGUGCAGCGUCUGGAAGAGUUCGCGGCGCGGUAUCUCGCUUACCGCCUGGAGGACUACAUUGACGAGCCCGAAUUUGCCGAGAUGAUCAACGAGAGUGCUUCCAGGAUCAAGAACCGUCAAGAGACUGAUACCAUUGAGUUGCUCGAUGAUAUCCGCUACUACCUGGGUGAGCGGUUCCGUCUGCGGUUCGAGGACGCUAACCUCGAGGAUAUGAUGGAUGAGCAGGGUGAGAUCGAUGCCGCUCUAGCAGAGACACUGGCGGCGCAGAGCGAACAAUUUGACGAGAACGGGGCUCCUGUGGAAGUUGCUCACGAGAAGCCCGCCGAGGUUCCUGUGGAGAACGAUGAUAAGAAAGGUGACGAGAACGGCGAUGUAGAAGGUGUCAAGACAUUGGGUGGCGAGAUGGCUGAAGACGAAUUCGCGUCAGACGCCAUCAACUACCAAAUCUUGCUUGAAAAGAUUGACACUAUGCUAGAUCAUUUGAAACUGGAUGCGUAG
This is a messenger RNA of Colletotrichum truncatum, 1929 nucleotides long. Its product is annotated as ankyrin repeat and btb poz domain protein. Gene Ontology annotation, cellular component: cytoplasm; ubiquitin ligase complex. NCBI's taxonomy places the organism in Eukaryota, Fungi, Ascomycota, Sordariomycetes, Glomerellales, Glomerellaceae. The record is from RefSeq and is a predicted model, not a curated record. Gene Ontology annotation, molecular function: protein binding.